AUGUGGUUGUCGGUUAUCUUAUGUACAAGACAAUUCAUUUCUAAAUUGUGUAUCACUAAGGGAAAUUACACUUCCAGACACAACAGAGUAGCACCAAGUAAUCUUAUAAAAAUCGGCGACGGUUGUUUUUCAGAGUGUGUGUCACUUAAAAAUGUCUUUUUCAAUCAAAAUUUGAAGGUAAUUGGUGGCUUUGCGUUUUACAAUUGCACAGGUUUGACUGCUAUAAAACUCCCUAAAAACAUCACGUUUAUUGGGAAAAGUUGUUUUAGUGGGUGUAUUUGGAUAAAAAGUGUUGUGCUCAACAGAAAGUGUCAGUCUUUUAAAUUUAUCUGGUGGACAAAAAUAGCUUUAAUUUUGUCUAAAAAUCGGGCAUUAGGUAAAUGUUAA
Molecule: messenger RNA, 387 nt
Organism: Entamoeba invadens IP1
Lineage: Eukaryota; Evosea; Mastigamoebida; Endamoebidae
Exons: 3
Coding region: 1-387 (128 amino acids)
Source: RefSeq, a predicted model, not a curated record